Messenger RNA from Besnoitia besnoiti, 7161 nucleotides. Its product is annotated as AP2 domain transcription factor AP2VIIb-3. Gene Ontology annotation, biological process: regulation of DNA-templated transcription. Bases 1 to 7161 code for a protein of 2386 amino acids. Gene Ontology annotation, molecular function: DNA-binding transcription factor activity. Lineage: Eukaryota; Apicomplexa; Conoidasida; Eucoccidiorida; Sarcocystidae. The transcript has 4 exons. The record is from RefSeq and is a predicted model, not a curated record.
AUGGCAAGCAGCGACCAGAACACACAGGUAGCAACGGCGGGGGUAGAGGAGGCCCGCCCUGGGGUAGCGGGGCUGGCUGUUAAAACAGAGGAGCCAUCAGUCUUUCUGGAGGGUCUCGACACUGAUGUUUCUUCUGCGACAUCCUCCAACUUGUGCCGCAAUUCCCCGUCUUCGCCGGCUCUCCACACUCCCACCGCCUCGUCUUCUGGUCUUGCGUCUUUAUCUUUGUUUCCUUCGCUAAGUCAUCCUGCCUCUCUCUUGUGUGUCACAUCCCCAGACCCUGUCACUCGCAGUCCAACGCACAACAGCGGCCGCACAGCACUGCCGACAGCGGCCGUUUCCUCUGUGUGUACGCCGUCAACGUGCGCGUCACAGUCUUCUCCUCUGUCGGUCGUCUCUUCCCUGCGCGCCUCAGAAGAGGCGGACCUCUCCCCGCACCGCGUUGCCACGUUUGCUUUCUCACCUCGGUUUUCCUCGGCAGCGCUGCGUCGCGCCUGCGCCUUGAGCGCGGCUGCAGUGUGCGGGCCGAGGUCAGCGAGCAUUCCGGCUUCUAAGGGGCAGGCAUCCGCCUGCGAACUCGCUCAGAUCGCAAAGGGCGAGGCCACCGCUUCAGUGUCUCAACCAGCGGACGCGGGUGCAGAGCAUGAAGCCGUCUUCAGCCAGCGGGACUACGAGGCGGGACUCCACGGCGGAGAACCCGACCUGAACGCGCCCGCUAGCUGCGCCCGCCAGUCAACGCGCGAGGAGGUGUCGCAAGCGAGUCCCGAUGGCGAAGCCCCGGGGGACGGGUGGACUGCGUGCGAACUUGAGGGAGGAUGGAAUGAAGCAUCUGCAAACAGUGCCUCCGGCGGGGUGGCGGACCUGCAAAACGCUUCGGAGGCUGCCUACGAGCAGCCUGCUGGCUCUCAGGCGCCACCCCUGCUGACCGACUCGGUGACGGCAGCAACCAAAAAUAACUCCAGCUGCUUUGAUUCCCUUUCGCAACUCCCUCCUGAAUCUGUCGUGACCCCCUCAGGGCCGUCUCUAACAAAGCGCGGGGAAUCAGGUCUGGCUCCUGUGGAGGAGGCCGCGACUUCUGCACGCCUUCACAAGGCCUCGCCUCAGUCUUCAGAUGUCCACCCUCUUCCUGCGAUUUUGUCUUCGGGGUCUGCGACGCCACAGCCCUUUGUGUCCUCCGUUUCUGGUCGGGGGACGGAAGAACGGACUGAAGCACAGUCGCCUUUGUGGGCGUCGUCUCUGGAUUCCAUUUCCAAGUUAUCGUCUCCUGUCUUGAAUGCCCCCUCGUCGGUAGUUCGUCCUUCUCCGCAGUUGGCGCUUUCGUCGUCAGGGCGUUCCCUUGCCUCGCCUGCAGCCGGUGGGCGCGAGUCUUCGGGCCGCGCGCUGCCGCCUCACGGCCGCUUACGGGACAGCGCCGCGACCGUGUGCGCGGCGCCGACGGAGUUCGCGGAUGAAGCGCGUCCGUCGGCACCUUCCUCCUCGCAGGCGUCGACGCCGCCUCAGCUCGAAGGCGGGUCUGUGGUGCCUCAACGAGAGCUGUCUCUGGAGAUCCCGGUUCCUGACGAUGGGGGUGCAGCCCGCCUAGCGUUUUCUCCGUUUGCGUCGCACGCGAGUGCUGCGAUCACCUCUCUCUGUCAGCGCGGCGCCCCCCCCACGGGGUUUGACUCGGUGUCGCCCUCUGGGAGCGGUCUUCGAGUGACAGGACAGCGUUCGGGCGCCGCUGCACAGCCUGCUUCCACCUCGACGCUGCAGGACGCCAGUGGGUCGUUCACCGCCGCUGGGCCUCUCGAACUCUCCGCGUUCGCAACUGCCCUCAGUGCUGACGAAAAAGCGUCCACCGCGUUUCCGUUCCGCCUGACUGCGCCGCGGUCGGUCCUGCCUUCGUCUGGCGACGCACUGGAUGCCGCAAAAAAGACCCUCUCUGCUUCUGUGGACCUCUCAGGCACAUUCCAGCGGGCUGCGCCGCUCACGUCUCCCCGCGGCGCUUCCCGCCGAGGCCACGCAGGCGCGCGAGCCCAACUGACCGGCGCGGCACACGGACUGGGCCUCGAACAGAGCGAGAGAGGAAAGGGCGUCUCCGUGGGCGCUGGUGGACUCGCGGGGGGCCUUCUGGGAAAGAACGGCGAGCUGAAACUUGCCUUCCGGCGCGGCGACGACAAAGACGAAGUCGUUCGGCUGCACAGACUCGACGUGCUGCGACACUCGCAUGACCGGACUACUGUUGAACUCUACAAGCUUGAGAAAGGCCGACUCGUCGAGGAGCUCGUCCGCAAAGCGAAGCGGUACCCGAAAGUGCCCGGCGUCUACUUUGAUCGCUACCAGCAAAGGUGGUGCGUCAACUGGACUGAGGGCGGGCGCCGCGUGGCGCGCUACUACCCCGUGAAGGUACACGGCUUCGACGUCGCCUACCAACUUGCGGUGAACUGCAUGCUCUCGAAGAAGCCGUUGAGCGCGAGUGUGGCGACGGCCGCCGCGGGCGCAGCCUCGCUGGUGAGAAGCGGAGCCGCGACGCCGUCCCACGUCGGCGCGCCCUCGCCAGCCGACGCCCAGUCCAGCCGCGCCGCCUCGUCGCCUUCUGCGCUGUUUGGCUUGCAUGGCCGUGACGCCAACCAGCACUUCGCGGCGGUGGCAGCAGGCGGCGGAAAGACCGACGGCUUGCCUGCGGGCGGUCGCGCCGAGGUGCACAGCCAAUGCAUGCGCAGAGCCGACGGCGCGCUUCACCUGGAGAGUCCUGGUCCUGUGGAACCCGCGCCAGGCCGAGCAGGCCAGGAGGAUCUUUUCGGAGGAGGCGCGGCGGGUUUUUCUGGGUUGUCGGGGCCCUGUGGCCCUGGGGCUCAGGCGGCGGGGACCAAGCCUCUGGAGGGGCUGGCGAAUUCGCCUCUGGCGGCGUUGGUGCUUCAGCAGCAGCUGCUAUUAGCUGCUCAGACAGGGAAUGCGCUCGGGGGGGUGGGGCAGCAAUAUCUCUUGGGUCUCGGCGCCCCAGAGGGCGCGAAUGUUUUGUCGACGUGGCUCCACUCCCAGCGCCUCGCGCGCGUGCAACAGCAACAACAGCAACUGGCCGCAUUUUUGAACUCGAUCCCAGGCGUCUUCGGGCCUUUUCGCGGGCUAGUGGAGCAGCUUCCUGGUAAAGUCAAGAACGAAGCAGUAGCGCGAGGUGCCCAUGCGGAGGGUGUGCCAGGGCCUUUCGGCGCCCCCGCCGGGAUGCGGGCUCUCUUGGCGGCCUCCGCGUCUGCCGCGGAGAUGGAGCCUCCGUCGGUGCCGGGGCUGGCGACGCAGACAGGAGGCGGGACAAAGUCUCAAGCGGCUGCCGCGCUGGCAGCGCUGCUUGCUGCGCCGGGGGGAGGGGGGCUGUCUGGGCCCGCGCUUGCCUCUCUGCUGCCUUCUCUCGGAAUCUCGGCGAGCACCCUCGGGGGGAUCUCCGGCGUGCAGAGCUCGUCUGCGGAAUCUGCGCUGCUCGCGGCUGCUGCCGCGGCACAGUCCUCCGCGGGAGCGGGCGGCGCGCCUGCGCUCGGCCUCGAACACCGCGCCGAGGCGGAGCGGGAGGGAGGCAACGCAAACGCUGGGAGAGCCCCAUGGCUUGCUAACGACGCGAUGAAUCUGCACGCAGCGCUAACCGGCGGAGCCACGACAAGCGGCGGAGACUGUGAGGGGAGCCAUGACGUGGCUCGACGGGACAGCGCCGUUCCGGCGCCUCCCGGCCCUCGUGACGUAGGGAACCCGGCGGCAGGGGAAGAUUCCGAUUCUCCAGGCCCGCACGGGGCAGCCGGGUCUGCGGGGCGGCUGGGUCCCGAUUCGCGGUCGGGGGGCGCCCCAGAUCGCAAGCGCCGUCGUAGACACUCCCAAGACAAUGCAAGUCACUCGAAUGGGCACGAGGAGGUCGCUACCGCGUCGGAGGCGGGGCAGGGGAAGGGUGCCGCUGAGGACACGUUUGAGGACGGAAGAUUGUCUUUGAGCGCAAACGCGGGAGGGAGAAGCGACUCAGCCAGCAAGAGCUCAUUGCCUGCACAAAUCGGCAGCGUCGAGCUUGGCGCCGCGGCCGCCGCCGCGGCUGACGGCUCCCGGAGCGAGCUCAGCGAGAAGGGAACAGUCCUGCGGGGGCCUGCAGGCCGCGCGGCGGGGUGCGACGCGCCUGCGCCCGGCAGUGGGCCUGGAGGGCUGGAGGGCGGCGCGAGGCUGCAAGAGCCUCUCGGGGACGCUGAGACGGACAUGAGCAGGUUCGCGGCGGAGGCUGCCGCGCCGGGGCAGGUGGAGCGACUGCCGUUGGCGUAUUUGGAGGCGGAGGGCGCCGUGGAGGAGAGAACGGCGCUGGCGGCGGCGCACCAGGCCAACGGGCCUCGCAAUCCAGGCCGAACGGACAGCACUCGGUCCACCAUAUCCCUCGACGACAAGAGGGACUUUGGGAGUCAGAUGUUAAUGGAUUUGUCGACGAUGCUGCUUCUGUCCUCGGGCUCCGCAAGUCUGCCGGCCGACCGCGACGCGGGCGCGGCUGGGGCAGCGGCCAGUGGGGGCUGCGCAGCCUCAGCGGACGGGGCGAAACCGCAGCACGGGCUUGCCGCCGAAGCAGAGGAGACGCCCAGCGCGCGCGUGCUGCUGGAUGCGCUGCGAGGGAACGGCGAAAGUCGAGCCAGCUCCGCGCCGACCUCGCUUUCGAAGGAGGAAAUCGGGGCGCAGCUGACGGGCAAGGCGCGUGCAGCCACGGAGAGCCCAGGCCCCGACAAAGGAAGCGUCUCCGAGAAGCCUGCCGAAGCCGCGAGCGGCUCGCAACCUCACCUUUCGGUCGACUUGCUCGCUCGAGUGGUCUACGAAAACGAAGCGUAUGACCCGGAACUCGACAAGAUACUGACCAGCCAGCCGGCGAAAGACCUGGUGCGGGAGGCGCUGAAGAUGCCUCGUGUGCCAGGUGUGUGGUUUGACCGCGCGCAGCUGCGCUGGGCGUGCAACUACAAAGACAGCAGCGCUUUCGCGUCGCCCCCCGCGUCUCCGGCGUCCGCUGAGCGGUCGCCGGGUCCUGCGAAACGGCGCGCGCAGUACUUCCCAGUCAAGGAACACGGCUUUCUUCGCGCGCGCCUGCUCGCUAUCCAGACGCGGCGGCGGAUGGAGUCCACCUACCGCCAGGCUGCCGCCGCGGCGCUCGCGUCCAGCCUCAGCAGGCACGACCGCGCGCUGCUGGGCUCCAACUCGAGCGGCGCCGGCCUGUCCGCAGGCGAGUGCUUCGCGGGCGCGUCGAGCAACGACGCAGGAGCCGAAGAGCGACUCGCAGCGGUUUGCCUUCCGCAGAAGACAAGUCCCGCGAGGCGGAGAACUGGCGACGGCGCCGACAAGUCGCCCACCGGCAGCUCCCGGGCCAGCAGACGCCCAAGCAAGAGGGGCGAGACAUCAGGAUUGUGGAGCAGUAGCUCUGCGUCGCAGUAUGAGGUCUCUCUGGCUGCGGCCGGCGGUGCGGCUUCCUGUUCGCCGUCGGCGACGCCUGGAUCGCACACCGGUCUCUGUGGGGCAUCGGCGGAGGCGCUGCUCUCCGCGGGCCUGCCUUGUCCUGCGCCGGUCGGCCUGAGGACGCCGGGGCGCAGGCGCGCGACGGCCGUCUCGGGCGCACUCAACGCGGGCGGCGUGGCGUCGGUUGUUGAGGAGGCGUCGGACGCUAAGGCGACCAGUCAGAGCCUCGCGGACCAAGCAUCUGCGCUGGCGGGUUUGCUCGCCGCGUCCUCGUCCCUCUCCGGUGCGCUGCGGCCUGACACCGUCGCGCGGGGGAGCGGGGGCGGCGCGCCUUCGCGGCCUGGCGUCAGCGGGCGUCCCCUCGGGCCUCGUGGGCGGGCGAGCAUGGGGACUCCAGCCACAGACGCGGGCCUGCGCCGCGGGGAGGCCCUGGCGUCUCCAGAUGCCGCCCUCGCGCCCGUUAGUCUCCUGCCUUCGGUGGCGGUUCCCUUGUGCGGGCCAGCGAACCCGCUGCACGCGCCGAGCGCUGCGGGGUUGAACUUGCUUUCGGCGCUCACGUCGUCGGCGCCAUCUCUGCUCGCCCUCGUUGCUCAGUCUGCGCUGCUGGAGCCGACUUUGUCCCCGGCUGUGGGCGUGUGCGGGAGUCCGGGGCCGGCCCUUCCAGCACUGGUCGGGUGCGGCAACCAGCUGCUGGCGUUGCAGAAGGAUGCAAUUCGCUACAUCCUUGAAGACUUGCGUCACCACUGUCUGAAUCUGUUCCAGGCUGUGCUGCCUUCCGCUGUGUUUCACACCUGGUCUCUCCAACUCAUUCGCCUCACUCAGCAUGUAGAGCGGGCGCAGACCUUCCCCGAACUCGAGCCCUUCCUCGGCGUGUUUGUCGACUGCAUUCGCUCUAAGCAAAUGCCCAGCCAGCUCUCGCCGUCAGUGCAGCUUCAGCUGGUCCGGUUCGCCUCGGCGCUCGACGAGCUGCUGCAGAAGGCCGACGCAGGCAGAGACGCGGUGUCUCCGUUUCCUCAUGCAGCGCAGAGCGACGCGUCUCUCAGUGGAGGCGCGAGGAGGCGAGGCGAAGCAGAGCAGGAGGAGGACAGCGAAGGCCACCGUGACCUGGGGGGCGGAGGGGAGGAGUCUUUGCUGAGGAGACAAGGGACAAGUGAGCCAGGUGGCAGGACCGCCCAGGAGACAGAACCUGCGCGCGUGCUUAGCCAGGGUCUGCUCGCGACGCGCGACCGACGACAAGACGGCGGGUGUGCUGUAGACGAAGACAGCGGCGCCGUGGAGAGCGACCAUAGAGAGGCGGGUAUGGCGCUUCGCCAGCCAACUGAAGGUGCAAUGCGCCCAUCGGAGUUGCUUCAGCUCGCACGAGACUGUCAUGCGCGCGCCGAGGCCGGGGAGAGGUUGCCUGAACAAGGAGGUGCGUCGCUUCUGAACUUGGCUCUUCUGUCUGUGCUGGAGGGCCCGGUCCACGCCGACGGGGGGGCGGCUGCGCAGGCAAAACUGCAGCAGGAUGACAAAGCCAAGGCCGUAGCGGAGCACGCGGCAACACUUGCGAGAGCGGCCUCCGGCGACGCGGUGGAAUGCGGCUGCACCCCCCUGGCUUGCUCAGUCUCCCACGCGGUACCUUCUGAGGUCGUCCUAUCCUCGGUGUUCAGCACCUUCCUAAACACAACAGGCGCCUCGGGCGGCUCAAAGGCCUUCGCCAACGCAGAGGCGACGGCGGAAGAUGCAAAGUGA